AUGCCUACUGCUGUUCUUGUCCUCCCAGCCGAGCACCGCUUCGACCCGCAGGUUGCGCCUACUUACUCUCGCUGGGUCCCUCCCAAGUGGAUGCUCCAACAUGCUUCGAACCCGCCAACCCCUCGUCGUCCUAACGCCAACGGACUCGGCGAGGAGUGGCAGCCAAAGAAGCCAUCCUUCCGCGGCAUCGACCUAACCAAGCCGGAUCCGCGCAUCCGCGUCCCGGACAUCGCUAUCGCCAGCGACGUUUCCGACGAGCAAGAGACCGCUUUCGUCGACGUCAACAUCCUCGACUCGACCGGCAAGGAGCCGUACCGCGGCGACGUCCUCGUUCGCGGCAAGCGCAUCGUCUCGGUCGGGGAAGAGAUCGCACCCGAAGUCCUCGCUCGCGCUCGCGUCAUCCAAGGCAACGGCAGGACGCUCAUGUCCGGCCUCUGCGACGCCCACACGCACUUUACCUGGACCAACGCCGCCUCGCUCGACGGACUUGCCGACAUGCCAGUCGAGGAGCACACGCUCUUUUCCGCCCGCUCAGCCCGCACCUUCCUCGACUGCGGCUACACGAUGUGCUUCGGCGCCGCGUCCGCCAAGUCCCGCAUCGAUGCCGUCGUCAAGAACGCCAUCAACGCAGGCGACAUCCCCGGACCUCGUGCGCUCGCCAACGCAGCAGAGAUGGCGCCGCACGAUGGCGCGCUCGUACCCGGCAUCACACGCUUCGUCGAAACGCCCGAGGAGAUCGAGGCGGCUAUCAACGAGUUUGCGGACCAGGGCGCAGACCAGAUCAAGCUGUCGAUGAGCGGCGAGGAGAUUACCGAGGUCCUUCGCGCCGAGGACACGACUUUCCCCGACGAGCUCGUCGCUGCUGGCGUUGAGGCUGCUCACGCUCGCGGCCUCCGCGUCUGCUCGCACGCUCGCUCGGACGAGAGUAUCAUGCAAUGCCUCCAGUACGGCGUCGACAUGAUCUACCACGCUAGCUUCAUUUCCGACUCAACGAUGGAGGCCCUCGAGGCGCAGAGAGAGCGGGUCUUCGUUGCUCCCGCUCUCGCUUGGCUCGUCUGCACACUCGAGGACGCUGAAGCGUACGGCUACCCACCCAGCAAGGCCGAGAGCGCCGGCUACGCGCGAGAACUCGCCAUCGCCAUUCCCGGACUCAAGGAGAUGAAGAAGCGCGGGAUCCGCGUCAUGCCCGGUGGAGACUACGGCUUUGCUUGGACGCCGCACGGCACGUACCGCGACCCGGAGUUGUUCGUCAAGCGACUCGGCUACACACCGAUGGAGGCUAUCCUCGCUGCCACCGCACUUGGUGGCGAGCUCUUGCUCCACCCGGAGGAGCUCGGUAAGGUCCAGCCUGGCUACUACGCCGACAUGAUCCUCGUCAACGGCAACCCUCUCGAGGACAUUACGCUGCUCUCGCACCACGAGAACCUCGACUUGAUCAUGAUCAACGGCCGCAUCCACAAGGAGCAGCUCAAGGACCGCUCUGAGGCGCGCUACGAGCCCAAGGGCUCGCUCUUCAACGAGAUCCCGGAGAAGGUGAACGGGUCGAAGAAGGCGAACGGCAAGGAGUGA
Rhodotorula toruloides NP11 is the source of this 1569-nucleotide messenger RNA. Its product is annotated as amidohydrolase. The coding region runs from base 1 to 1569 and encodes 522 amino acids. Gene Ontology annotation, molecular function: hydrolase activity, acting on carbon-nitrogen (but not peptide) bonds. Lineage: Eukaryota; Fungi; Basidiomycota; Microbotryomycetes; Sporidiobolales; Sporidiobolaceae. The record is from RefSeq and is a predicted model, not a curated record. The transcript has 12 exons.